AGCUCGAAUCUCCUAUUCGAGUCAGAGCGCUCGUUCAAAUGUUCAAUAUCACCGACUUAUCUUCAUGGACUAAACCUCUCUGAAGGUUUACUUUGAAUUCUUGUGGGUUCCUCCACUCGUAAAUGGCGAUUAAACUCCCGCAGCAGAGCUUCAUAUAUUCAAGCUCUCCAUGCUUUACACAAAAACCAAUUAGAAUUCAUUUUUUCUACAAAGGAUCAUCUGAAGUAAGCAGUCUACCAUGUGAUGUUUGCAAUCCAAGGAAGAGACGUCGAAUGAGACAUGUCCUAUCCAAGUAUGAUAAACAUAGUAAUAGUUGGAGAUGGGUGAGCUUUAGAGAACGCAAUUCAUUCUCUUAUGAAGCAAGUAGGAUUGGGCACCAUGUGUUGUUUGCAUCUACUGAUGAUGGUGUAACAGUCAAUGGAACACCCCAAACAGGUUCCAGCAGUGAUGUGGAGGAAAUGAGGGUCAAACUCCGUCAGUCUUUGGAAGGUGAAGAUUACAACGAUGGACUGAUUCAAUCAUUACAUGAUGCAUCCAGGGUGUUUGAGUUGGCUAUCAGAGAACAGAGCUCAUUAUCAAAGAUCUUUUGGUUUUCUACUAAUUGGCUUGGUGUAGAUAGAAAUGCAUGGAUGAAGGCACUAUCUUAUCAGGCUGCUGUAUUUUCCUUAUUGCAAGCAGUGACUGAGAUAUCAUCCAGAGGAGAAGUAAGAGACAGGGAUAUUAACAUUUUUGUUCAACGGAGUUUAUUGCGGUUGUCUGCUUCUUUGGAGAGCCUAAUUAAGGAUGAAUUGUCAGCCAAGCAACCUGAAGCAUAUGAUUGGUUUUGGUCUGAUCAACUUCCUAUAGUUGUGACAACUUUUGUGAACCAUUUUGAAAGAGACCCUCGUUUUACUGCAGCUAUUACGGUAUGCAGGAAAGGAUUAUCAGAGGGUUCAGGAAAUGCCAGUGAUAUCUCACUCCUCAUGCUCGUGUUGACCUGCAUUGCUGCAAUCACAAAACUUGGACCAGCAAAAGUUUCUUGCUCUCAAUUUAUCUCCACAAUCCCAGAUAUAACUGGUAGAUUGAUGGACAUGCUUGUUGAUUUCAUUCCUAUACACCAGACUUACCAUUCAAUUAAGGAUAUUGGUCUACGCAGAGAAUUUCUUGUCCAUUUUGGCCCUAGGGCUGCAACUUGUAUAGUUAAACAUGAAAGGGGAACAGAAGAAAUGUCUUUUUGGGUGGAUCUUAUACAGAAACAGCUGCAACGAGCAAUUGACAGGGAGAGGAUAUGGUCAAGGUUGACAACUUGUGAAACUAUAGAGGUUUUGGAAAAGGAUUUGGCAAUAUUUGGGUUUUUCAUUGCUUUGGGGAGAAGCUCACGGUCUUUUUUAUUGGCAAAUGGCUUUGAUGUUUUAGAUGAUCCUGUUGAAAGUCUCUUAAGGUAUCUCAUAGGGGGUAGUGUGUUAUAUUAUCCUCAGCUCUCAUCAAUAAGUUCCUAUCAACUGUACGUGGAGGUAGUCUGUGAAGAGCUGGAAUGGCUACCUUUCUUUCCAAGCAAUGUAGAUCUGAAGCAAUCACGUGACCAUAAAAGUAAAAGAGAAGGACCUCCCAAUGAGGAAGCCAUUCCCCAAGUAUUGCAAGUGUGCUCUUAUUGGAUGCAGGGCUUUAUUAAGUAUAGUAACUGGCUCGAGAACCCUUCUAACAUUAAGGCAGCAAGAUUCCUUUCCAGAGGGCACAACAAGUUAAAGGAAUGCAUGGAAGAGUUGGGGGUACUAAAGAAUGAAAUGAAGGAGAGUAAUAUACGAUAUUCUGGUGGUUGGACUGGAUCUGGAACUUAUUCACCAACCGAGAAGGAACUAGAUUCUUUUGACAAGGCAUUGGAGAGUGUUGAAGAAGCUUUAAAAAGAUUAGAAGAAUUGCUUCAGGAGUUACAUUUAUCGAGCUCUGAUUCUGGAAAGGAGCAUCUACAAGCUGCUUGUUCUGACCUUGAGAGGAUAAGGAAACUUAAGAAAGAGGCUGAAUUUCUUGAGGCAUCUUUCAGAGCAAAGGCUGCAUCCCUUCAACAGGGAGAGGAUGUUGAAUGUCAUUCAGAGCCAUCAACUAGUAAUAAGGGACGAUAUCCAAAGAGAAAAAUCGGAAAGAGUGUUAACAAUACAUGGGACAACCGAGAAUACUCUGCUGAUAGGGUGGUUAACAAGCCUCAUGGUAUGUGGAGCUUUUUGGUACGUCGUUCCACCAAGAAAAUAGAACCUGAAUCAUCACCUUUAAAUCAGGGUGAAGUUGAACAUGAUGAGAUGUCAACUACAGAAGAUAUGGGGGAUUUGGACUCAGGUUCAAAUGAGUUUCAACGAUUUGAGCUAUUAAGGCAUGAGCUAUUUGAACUUGAAAAACGAGUUCAGAAAAGUACUGAUCAAUCUGAGAAUGAGGAGGAAAUUAAGAUUGUUGAUGACAAUGCCAGUUAUGAUGCUGAAAGUAGAGACGCACAAUUAUUUCGGGUACAAAAGAAAGAAAGUAUCAUUGGAAAAUCAAUUGUCAAGCUAAAAGAAGCUAGCACGGAUGUUUGGCAAGGUACACAGCUUCUAGCUAUUGACGUUGCUGCUGCUGUUGAGUUGCUCAGAAGGGCUCUUAUAGGAGAUGAACUAACAGAGAAAGAAAAGAAAGCACUUCGGAGAACCUUGACUGACUUGGCUUCUGUUGUUCCUAUUGGCAUUCUCAUGCUUCUUCCUGUCACAGCUGUUGGGCACGCUGCCAUGUUGGCUGCUAUUCAAAGAUAUGUACCAGCUCUGAUACCCUCAACAUAUGGUCCCGAGAGGUUAGAUCUUUUGAGGCAGCUGGAGAAGGUCAAGGAAAUAGAUACCCGUGAAAUGAACCCUGAUGAUAAUGUGGAGGAAAACAGCCUUAGCAGGGUCAACCCUGACAAUGUAUAACCAUAAAAAUGAAGACCAUCUUCAAUAGAAGGUCAGGAUUAUAGUGACAGUUGUUUCCCCAGUUAACGAUUUCUCUCUGUUGCGGUGAUUUUGAAGCCCUUUGACAACAGAUGGCCAUAAAGAAGUUCAUUCCAUGUAUUGGAAGUGGUGUGCCUGGUUCGCAGUGGACUGAAGGAUGCCCUUCUUUUGUAAACUCUGUUAGAUAUGUAAUGUUCAGAAACUGGACCUUGCUAUUUUGUAUCUAAUAUCUAUUCAAUUGUUUCAGAAAUGUAUAGAUGAUGAUCACCAUGGCCCCUUCAUCCCAUUUGCCAUUCCUGCAAUUUCAGGAUUUGGGUUCAUGAAUUUUUUCUUCUUUA
Macadamia integrifolia is the source of this 3262-nucleotide messenger RNA. RefSeq lists its product as uncharacterized. Gene Ontology annotation, biological process: intracellular monoatomic cation homeostasis. The record is from RefSeq and is a predicted model, not a curated record. NCBI's taxonomy places the organism in Eukaryota, Viridiplantae, Streptophyta, Magnoliopsida, Proteales, Proteaceae. The transcript has 18 exons. Gene Ontology annotation, cellular component: mitochondrial inner membrane. Bases 123 to 2906 code for a protein of 927 amino acids.